GUGACAGGCGCGGCCCAGGCAACUGGUGUGCUGGGAGAGCGAGGCCUCCGCAUCGCGGGCGGGAGAGUCCAAAAUGACGAAUGAAGAACCUCUUCCAAAGAAGGUUCGCCUUAGUGAAGCAGAUUUUAAAGUUUUACCUAGAGAUGAGCUCAUCCUAAGGUGGAAACAGUAUGAAGCAUACGUGCAAGCUCUGGAGGGCAAAUACACAGACCUUAAUUCUAAUGAUGUGACGGGACUGAGAGAAUCUGAAGAGAAGUUGAAACAGCAACAGCAAGAGUCUGCCCGAAGAGAAAAUAUUCUAGUCAUGAGGCUGGCAACUAAGGAACAGGAGAUGCAAGAGUGUACUAAUCAGAUUCAGUACCUCAAGCAAGUCCAGCAGCCUAGUGUUGCCCAACUGCGAUCAACAAUGGUGGACCCAGCCAUCAACUUGUUUUUCCUAAAAAUGAAAGGUGAACUGGAACAGACUAAAGACAAACUGGAACAAGCCCAAAAUGAACUGAGUGCCUGGAAAUUUACGCCUGAUAGCCAAACAGGCAAAAAAUUAAUGGCGAAGUGUCGAAUGCUUAUCCAGGAGAAUCAAGAGCUUGGAAGGCAGCUGUCCCAAGGACGUAUUGCACAGCUUGAGGCAGAGUUGGCUUUACAGAAGAAAUAUAGUGAGGAACUUAAAAGCAGUCAGGAUGAAUUGAAUGACUUCAUCAUCCAGCUUGAUGAGGAGGUAGAGGGUAUGCAGAGUACCAUUCUAGUUCUUCAGCAGCAGUUGAAGGAGACUCGCCAGCAGUUGGCACAGUACCAGCAGCAGCAGUCCCAGGCCUCCAACCCAGGUACCAGCAGGACUCCAUCUUCUGAGCCUACAGACCAAGGAGAGGCUGUGGGUAAAGACUGCAGCCGACUGGCAAAUGGACCAAGCAAUGGUAGCUCCUCCCAUCAGCGGACGUCUGGGCCUGGAUUUUAUAGGGAGGGUAGCGGCACAGAAGAUGACUUCCCAGCUUCUCCAGGGAAUGGUAAUAAGCUGUCCAACCACUCUGAAGAUAGAACUGGUAGAGGAAGUGGUAGCUACAUAAACCAACUCAGUACUGGGUAUGAAAGUGUAGACUCUCCCACUGGCAGUGAAAACUCUCUCACUCACCAUUCAAAUGACACAGACUCCAAUCAUGAUCCUCAAGAGGAGAAAACAGUGAGUGUGAAAGGUAACAGAACUGUGGGUUCUCGUCAUGUCCAGAAUGGUUUGGACUCCAGUGUAAAUGUGCAGGGUUCAGUUUUGUAACAUUUUUCUGCAGCAUUUUUAUACAGUGUCAUUUAAAUUGGGAGAGGAUACUGUCCAGAAGCCGUUUAAAUUAGUGCAUACUUGUCACAAUUUUGCCUUUUUGUGGGUUUCUUUUUGCUUCAAUACCUCUGCCACUUUGGAAAUUUUAACAGUUAAUUACGUUGAAUGUUGCUAAAAGGACAUUUGUGUAGCUCAAGUUAUUUUUAUAUGAGUUAAUGUGAAGUUGAAAUGGAAAUUACUUCCUUAAAGUAUAACAUAAAUGAUGUCUGUACAAAUCUGUGUAUAUCUAGAACCUGUGCUGUGUAAGGGCAUUCUUACUCAUACUGUUAUACUUGCACCACCUUCAAGAUUUGUCAUAAUAGCUGUGGGUUUAUGACUGCCAAGUUUGCCCAGUACAGUAGUUAUCACUAAAAGAUGGACUUACUGAAGGAGUCCUGUAGUAGUUUCAGUGUUAAUUACAGUUUUUCCCACCAUACAUCUGUGCAUUUGCUCCUUAGGUGACCGAAUGUUUGAAUUGUGUGCAUAGUUACUCAGUUUUUAAGAACUGUUGUAUCCUGUUUAUGCAUAUUGCUCUGUGACUCCAAUUAUCUUACCUGUACUGACCAAACCUAAAUAAACUUUUAAUAAUGUAAUUUCCUCAUUGUUCU
This is a messenger RNA of Indicator indicator, 1911 nucleotides long. It is a transcript of the gene WTAP, whose product is annotated as WT1 associated protein. Gene Ontology annotation, biological process: regulation of alternative mRNA splicing, via spliceosome. Gene Ontology annotation, cellular component: nucleus. Bases 74 to 1264 code for a protein of 396 amino acids. The record is from RefSeq and is a predicted model, not a curated record. The transcript has 8 exons. NCBI's taxonomy places the organism in Eukaryota, Metazoa, Chordata, Aves, Piciformes, Indicatoridae.